AUGUCAUCUUCUCUUCUUAUUCGUCAAAUUUCCAUUUCUUCCCUCAUCAAUUCUUUGGUCAAAACCCACAAAUUCCUUCAAUCUCUAAUCCUCUUCAAGAAUGCUAACUCAUCUCUCUCCUCCUCAAUUCUUGACCUUUCUAUCUUUCCUUCCCUUCUUCAAUCUUGUGUACACUUAUCCCUUCUUAAUCUUGGGAAAUGUAUUCAUGGGUAUGUCUCGAAACGUGGGUUUUCUUCUUCAAUUGACAUCAAUACAGGUUUUGUUGAACUGUACUUAAAUUUUUGUAAAACUAAAGAUGCAUACCAGUUGUUUGGUGAAAUGCCCGUUAGAGAUCAAAGGUAUUUUAACUUUGUAAUUCCUGCUUUUGGAUCUUCUCGAUCAUACAUUGAGACAUUAAAUAGUUUUGAGGAAUCUAUAUCUUCAGGUUUCACCACAUUCUCGGAAUCAGUUCGUCGAGCUAUAAUUGCAUGUGGUGAACUGAGAAUGUUAGAUAAGGGAAGAUGGAUUCAUGGUUAUGUUAUUAAUCAUGGGUUUGAUAAUAAUAUUCUUAUUUGUAACGCGUUGAUUUCAAUGUAUGUCAAGAUGGGCGAGCUUGAUUCGGCUCAUGAUGCAUUCGAUUCCAUGAAAAGUAGGGAUUUGGUUUCUUAUAACACCUUAAUUUCAGGGUAUACACAAUCUAGGAAUUGGUCGAAAGCUUUGGGUGUUUUCCAAUCGAUGAAAGAAUCUGGUGGAGACAUUGUUCAUAACAAUGUGACCCUUAUAGCUCUUGUUUUCAUUUGUGCUCACUCUGGGAAUCUUAACCAAGGAAUGAGUAUCCAUGGGCAUUGCAUUAGACGGGGGUGGUUGGCUGAUCCUCGUUUAGGUACAGCGAUUCUUGACAUGUAUGCAAAAUGUGGUAAAAUCGAGUGUGCAGGAAUGUUGUUUGAAGAAGACGCAUUUGAGAAGACUUUGGUGUCCUGGAAUUCGCUUAUCGUUGGUUAUUCAAAAGCUAGAUAUUACCAAAAGGCAAUCGAUCUUUUCAAAAGAAUGUUUGUACGUUCGAGUUUCAAGGCUGAUUCGUUCACUCUUUCGAAUGUCAUACCAGCAUAUGCUGAUGUACGUAGUAUCGAAGGAAUAAAGUCAAUCCAUGGACUAAUAUUGAAGCAAGGCAUUGAUAUGGAAGCUAAAGUUGUUCUAGCUACUACUAUGGUUGAUGCAUAUGGGAAAUGUUCUGAUGUCGUUGCUGCUGAACGGUUGUUUUACGACAUUAAAGUACCCGAUACUUCUACAUGGAAUUCAAUGCUUACAGGGUAUCAUUCGAACGAAUGUGCUCAUAAGGGUGUGCUGCUUUUUCGAAAAAUGCUUAAAAGCUGUGUGUUACCCGACACUAUCACUAUAACCAAACUACUACAAUUGUUUGGGCUGCUAGAAUCGUUGAAGCUUGGAAGUAUGGCUCAUGGAUAUGUACUUAUUAAUGGGUUUUCUUCCCAUCUCAAGGUGGGAACCGCACUGCUCGAUAUGUACUUCAGGUGCAAAUCUAUGGAGAACGCCGAACAGCUUUUUAGAUUGAUGGAUUACAAAAGUAUCAUUACCUGGAACGCUAUGCUUUCGGGAUAUGUUAAGGUAGCUUCAUAUGCACGUGCAAUUAGAAUGUUCUGUCAAAUGCAGUUGAAAGGUGUUAAUGUAGGCGAUUCUGUCACGUUUAUCUCUCUCAUUCAAGCAUCUACCGCCUCUUUAACAAGUUAUGGUACCGAUGUGGCUCAUGCUUAUAUAAUCAAACUUGGGUUUGAUUCUGAGACAAUGGUUAUAAAUUCACUAAUCGAUGCAUAUGCAAAGAAUGGUCGUAUAGGCAACGCGAGUUCUUUGUUUGCACACAUGGGUCGAAUCAGAGACGAGUGUUCUUGGAAUGUAAUGAUUGCUGGAUAUGGAAUGAACGGUCGAGGAGAAAAGAGUUGUGAACUUGUAGAUCAGAUGAUUGAAAAUGGAUAUCGGCCUGAUAACAUUACAUUCACUUCUUUGCUUUCGGCUUGUGCUCAUUCUGGUUUGAUCGAUGAAGGGUGCAAGUAUUUUGAUAUGAUGAUGAAAAAUUUUAAAAUUCAGCCAUGUUUGGAGCAUUGGACUUGCAUUUUUAACAUGUUGGGAAGGGCUGGGAACUUGGAAGAAGCAUACAAAUUGAUUCUAACUUGCGAGGAACGGAAUCUUGCGGGUGCAGUACCAUCUGUAUCGGCUGCCAUAUGGGGUACUUUUAUGGAUGCUUGUAGAAUGUACACAAACAUAGAACUCGGUGAAAUAGCUGGGAGAAAGCUACUAGAAUUGUUACCCGAAAACAGUGGAUAUCCAAUACUAUUGUCCCAGUUAUAUUCUUCAACAAAGAAGUGGGAUGAAGCAGUGAAGGCAAGGCAAUUGAUUAGUGAAGGAGUUUUAGUGAAGGAAACAGCUUUUAGUUCUAUCAGCAGUCGCACCUACAGCAAGAAGCCUGUUGAUUUUGUCUUUGUAUGUGUAGGAGUCCUCUCGGAUAUAGCUCAACAUAGAAAACGGAUAUCGAUGAGUAUCAAGAAGGUUAAGAAGAAGAGGAAGCUUUUAUUUCUCAAUCAAAAAUUAUGCCUCUUAAACUAA
Molecule: messenger RNA, 2595 nt
Organism: Amaranthus tricolor (Joseph's coat)
Lineage: Eukaryota; Viridiplantae; Streptophyta; Magnoliopsida; Caryophyllales; Amaranthaceae
Product: pentatricopeptide repeat-containing protein At3g20730-like
Exons: 3
Coding region: 1-2595 (864 amino acids)
Biological process (GO): RNA modification
Molecular function (GO): protein binding; RNA binding
Source: RefSeq, a predicted model, not a curated record